AUGGCUUUGAAUGAUACUCCGAGCCGACAAGAUGCCGAUAGCAUCACGACAAAGGACUCUUAUCCGGUCCCAUCGGAGUCCCCAAGAUCACCCCAAGAGCACCAAGAGCACCAAGAGCACCAAGAACACCAGGACAACUCGGGCCAGCGAAACGUCUCGCCCGAUAGGUUUGACCCUAAGGCAGGCGAGAACAGAUUACGUCCGGCUGGUGACAUCAUCAAUCGCAUUAUCUGGGAUUCAGCAUUUGAUCCAAGUGACUAUGUGAUUGGAUUUGUCGACCGAUUCGAAGGACAAAUGGAAGUCACUGUGGGCAGCUGGAAGAAGGAGACAACCGAUGAGGAAUUUAUUCCACAACACCGUUCUUUGCCACGCCUGAAAACCAACGUACCUCUGCUAGAGCAAUCCUCUAAUGCAGCCUGCAAUGCUUUACCACUGGAGGCACUCCCAGAUGCCACGACAUCUCCGACCAUCCUGCCAGAGAUUCCGGCGAAGAAACCGUCAUUGAUCAAACUGGGCAAGCCCGAAGAGGAGAAUGUUCCGCCAGUGGCGCGCGGGCCCGAUACCUCGUCUUUCCGUCUUCCCCAGGGAUGUCCAGCAGACGUUUCGCCGCUGACAUUGACAAAGAGAUCGUUCUAUGACGACAAGUUCUCACUCCGUGGGUCUCCUAAUUCGCCGCGGGACCGCGUCACCUUUGAAUGUGUUUUUGUCGUUGAGCUCAAGACCAACAUCAAGGUGAAAGAAGAUACACAUUAUAUACUGUCGGAACUUGUCCGCCGUCUUGCCCAGCUCUACGACCGCCCGGAGACACAAAUGCUCGUCACUAUUGAUCAAAAUGCUGAUCUAGUUUUUGGCACCCCAUCCGAUUCUGGAGCUUACCUGUUGAAGAUCAGUGCUCAUUCAAGUAUGAUGACACCACGCGUCAACGCGCGGAUUACAAACAACAUGCAAUGCACCCUUGAAGAACUCCUUGGAAUUACUUCCGACAGAGGAAUAGUCAUCUUCACCCCGGUGAUGGAAGAAAAUCUGGGAAGAAACGGGACCACGGCUUGGGCUGAGAUCGAUCGUCUCGAAAGAGUGAGCAGCAUGAGCCCCUCAGUCUUCCAAACUCUCUCGCGAUCCGUCAGUCGGCGCAUAAAACUGAGCAGCGGCACCAGCGCUCCAAUGUCACUCUUUUCACCCAGGACCGAUGUCACAACCAGCACUCCGUCUUCUCCUUCAGUUUUUGAUCCCGCUGAAACUUCUUCGCGGCACCCAUACCAGCCGGAUGACAAGAGGCCGACAGAUCGAUCGGAGUCAGGAAGGUCGCCUAAGGGGGAGCAAGAGCAGGUUCCACCUACAGAUGUGAAGCCAGGGCAAACUCUGAGCAAGAAGGCGAGCUUCAAAUAUAUUUUCAGUCGUCUGAGCGGAUCGGGCGAGCGAAAAUCGAAGAAAGAGUUCAACGAUUCCCAGAAGGAGAAUUGA
Penicillium bovifimosum is the source of this 1461-nucleotide messenger RNA. Its product is annotated as MIF domain protein. The record is from RefSeq and is a predicted model, not a curated record. Gene Ontology annotation, molecular function: phenylpyruvate tautomerase activity. The transcript is spliced from 4 exons. Lineage: Eukaryota; Fungi; Ascomycota; Eurotiomycetes; Eurotiales; Aspergillaceae. The coding region runs from base 1 to 1461 and encodes 486 amino acids.